UUGAACCCACCUCCGCCAUUGUUGAUUUGAUAAGCGCAUUUCCAGCUGUUGUAAUCGGACACGCUUUUCAUGUAAACUUAUUUCUUUCUGUGUAAUAGUAGUGAUUUGUUUUACUUACGUCUCCGCAACACACUCUAAUGUCGAGGCAAGGAACGAGGCUUGACCAAAAGAAAGUCGGUUUCUCCUUGUCUACUCGGUGAAAAUUGGCAAAUGCAGUUUUGUAGGCAUAGCUCCUCAAAUUGUAACCAUACAUGAACCUAACUAGCCUCCCGAUAGUUAAAACCUGUUCGCAUUGAACUUGAUAUAAUUGUUUUUCGCGAGCACAAUUCAUCGGCUGUAGAGUGAAAAGCAAGUACCAAAAUGUCCAACGUCGAAAAGGCAAAGAAGAACAAGAAAAAGGGGGGCGGAGCCAAAGAUGCUGAGCCGGAGGAAAAACCGGAGAAAGAAGUAACCGCUGAUAAAAAGAAGAAAAAAGGCGCAGAGAAAGAUGUCAAAGAGGAAAAGGACAGCGGGAAAGGCAAAGGGCCUGGCAAGAAAGCCCUUGCAGCCAUGCAAGAAGCCCUGCGAAAAAUGCGAGAAGAAGAAGAGAAAGCGCAAAGAGAAGAAGAAGAACGCAUUCGGGCGAUAGAAGAAGCUGAGAAAGCACGGCAAGAACAACUGAGAGUCGAACAAGAACGGAAAGAAAAGAAGAAGCAAAAAGAAAAAGAAAGGAAAGAGCGGUUAAAAGCCGAAGGAAAAUACCUUACACCGAAACAAAAAGCAGACAGGGCUAGAGCGCUGGCGCUUGUCGAGGCCCUGAAAGCUCAAGGACUGGUCAUCGGAGAGAAGAAACCUAAGUCAGCACACAAAAAAUCUGAUCCUCACUACAACUCUCAUGACAAGAAUACGGAUGCUCAGGCUGCCCAAAGCGAAGUAGAGGUCAAAAUCGUAGACGUCAAGAAAGAAGAAAGUGAAGAGAAAGAAGAUGAGAUUAAAGACUCCUGGGACAUGAUCUCCUCGGAAGAGGAGGAGGAAGAAGAGGCGGCUGACAAAGCAGAGAAAGCAAAAGCGGAAACGUCGGAACUAGAAAAGAAAAUGGACGGUGUUAAGGUCAAGUCUGAUUCAGAAAGUGAGGAUGAGUCCGGUAGCGAUGACAGUGGGAGUGAAGACGAUGAUUCGGAUGACAGCGAAGGAGAUAAAAAUGAAAACAGGCUGCAGAAAAUCAAACAGCGAAUUCAGAAACGGCGUGAUAAAGCAGAGAAGAAGAGGUCACUCGAUGUCCUGAGAGCCCCUAUCGUUUGUGUUCUGGGACACGUAGAUACCGGUAAAACAAAGAUUUUAGAUAAACUAAGGCGGACGAAUGUUCAAGAUGGUGAGGCAGGUGGUAUCACGCAGCAAAUCGGAGCAACGAAUGUUCCGAUCGAUGCCAUCAAGGAGCAGGGAAAAAUUGUCAAAGGAUUUUCUCAAAUGGAGCUACGAGUUCCCGGUCUUUUGAUCAUCGAUACGCCAGGUCACGAAUCUUUUAGUAAUUUGCGUAACCGAGGCUCCUCUCUAUGUGAUAUUGCUAUAUUAGUCGUUGAUAUCAUGCACGGUCUAGAACCGCAAACUAUAGAAUCAAUUAAUUUGUUGAAGAACAAGAAAACUCCGUUCGUUGUAGCCCUCAACAAAAUCGACAGAUUGUACGAUUGGAACUCCACGCCUAAAAAAGACAUCAGGGAAACGAUAAAAGCGCAAGCGCCCAACACAAUCGUAGAAUUUGAACGUAGGACGAAGGAAGUUAUACUGCAAUUUGCCGAGCAAGGACUGAACGCUGCUUUGUUUUACGAGAAUCCAGAUACUCGCAGUUAUGUUUCCCUUGUCCCCACGUCAGCCAUUACCGGAGAAGGUAUGGGGAACAUCUUAGCCCUCAUCGUUGAAAUUUGCCAGAACAUGUUGGCUAAAAGAUUGAUGUUCAGCGAAGAACUGCAAGCCACUGUCCUAGAAGUCAAAGCAAUCUCCGGUUUAGGAACAACAAUAGAUGCUAUUCUCGUCAACGGUUAUCUGCGGGAAGGAGAUACCAUGGUCUUGGCGGGCACUGAAGGACCGAUCGUCACUCAAAUUAGAUCUUUACUCAUGCCCCAGCCCCUGAAAGAGCUGAGAGUAAAGAAUGCUUAUAUUGACCACAAAGAGGUAAAGGCUGCCCAAGGAGUGAAAAUUGCAGCAAAGGAAUUAGAAAAAGCCAUCGCUGGUUUAAAUCUGUACGUAGCUCAACAGCCUGACGAAGUCGAGGUAUUGACGAAGGAAGUAAGUCACGAAUUGAAAUCUGCCCUUAGUCAUAUCAAGGUACAUGAUCGAGGCGUUUACGUCCAAGCCUCCACGUUAGGUUCGUUGGAAGCGUUAUUAGAAUUUUUAAGAUCCUCGAAAAUUCCUUAUUGCUCAUUUCGCAUAGGACCCGUAGUGAAGAAGGAUGUAAUGAAAGCUUCGACCAUGUUGGAACAUGAAUCGCGCUACGCAACAAUCCUAGCAUUCGACGUGAAGGUCGAAAGAGAUGCGCAGGAACUCGCUGAUGCUGUAGGAGUUAAAAUUUUCCAGGCGGACAUCAUUUACCAUUUGUUCGAUAAGUUCACAGCUUACACGGAAGAGUUGAAACAAAAGAAACGAGACGAAUUUAAAUCGAUAGCUGUCUUUCCCUGUAAGUUACGGGUUCUACCUCAGUUCAUCUUCAAUUCAAGAGAUCCGAUCGUCAUGGGAGUCAUGAUCGAGGCAGGCAUCGUCAAAGAGGGCACACCGAUAUGUGUCCCCAGUAAGGAGUUCGUCGAAUUAGGAAUUGUGACGGGUAUAGAAAGCAACCACAAGCCUGUAGAAAGUGCGCGGAAAGGUCAAGAAGUCUGCAUCAAGAUCGAGCCCAUUCCCGGGGAAGCGCCCAAAAUGUUCGGUCGUCAUUUUGAUGAAAAAGAUAUGCUAGUUAGUAAAAUCAGUCGUCAAUCCAUAGACGCUUGUAAAGAUUAUUUCAGAGAUGACCUAGUCAAAACAGACUGGCAACUAAUGGUUGAACUCAAAAAAAUGUUCGAGAUUCUGUAACUCGCCAGAAAAUACUUGAAGUUGCUUCAAGAAUGUCCGUCAAAUAUUUUCCUUUCUGUAGCCGUUAAUACCCCACUAGUAUUCUGUUCAUGUUAAAUCACUCAAAACUGAUUGCAGUUAAUUUAUUACCUGCAAAGAACUUUCAUCAGCCCUGUGCCAACUAUUUUCUCCCUGUAACAAAAGCGUACGAACGAUCUGAAUAUUCUUAAGAUAUUGCAGUUUUUAACACCUGAGUAAAUUAAGUCUGGUCCCUCUUUUGAUUAAUGGAAACAAAGAAACAAAAGAAAAUUGUAGAACUGAAGAAUUUGCGCAAGUCAUGAUUCUACCAUCAGUUUGUUAAUUUUUUAGCUCUAAUUCAAAGUUUUCAUGAAACUAUUUCUUAUUUAUUCAAUGUAACAUUUUAAGCAAAUCCACACUGUGUUUAUCUUCUUCUCAAUUUUUACUCUCGUGCAAAUUAUAUCUUCAAAUGGAACUAGACUUACUUACUCUCACAUUUAGUCAUUCAGUUGAUAAAGAUAAAAUAAGAAUCACACUUCCUUUGCACUGUCUCAGCUCCCGUUUUUGUAAAUUAAUAACAUGUUGUAGUAAAACAAUACUUUGAAAAGAACAAGUAAUAUUAAAAGUCGAAUUUACUUAAUUGUUUGGAUUUUAGAGUUCAAUUGAAUAUAGUGUAACAUUUUGUCUCUCCUGAACGAAGGAGCGUGUCUCGAUCGCGCUGUUUCAGUGUCUCUUUCCAACAUUUUACCUGUAAUACAAACUCCGUCGCAUUAAUGUAUCUGAAAUUUUCCGUGAUUUCUCCUUGCUUUUGUGAGAAACGGCUCUAAAAUUUUCGGACAAAUUCGUGCAACGGCACUCCCAGGAAAGGAUACAAAACCCCGAAACAGCGCAGUAUGAAGAUAAGUUUUUUCAUUCGGGAGACGAUCAUUUGUUCUAGGUAAAUGAUUUUUAAGAGAAAGUAACGUUGGUUUUUGGUAUUAAACGUACAUAUUUCCUAAUAUCUCUUAAUUUUUUGCUUGUGCUAAAGAUGCAAAAUAAUGUCCUGUCUUUCUUUACUGUCCUCCCGAGGACUCAUCUUUAAUUUCUGUUUCUUUGAAAAAAGUAUGAUCAAGUCGGUAUACAGCAAAAAAU
This is a messenger RNA of Bemisia tabaci, 4167 nucleotides long. The record is from RefSeq and is a predicted model, not a curated record. Lineage: Eukaryota; Metazoa; Arthropoda; Insecta; Hemiptera; Aleyrodidae.